AUGGUUAGUACGGUUGAUAAAAUAAAAGUCGCUGCUGAUCUUGUUAUUACUGAUAAUGAACAAAUGUCAAAUGAAAUUUUAAAUUUAACAAAACGUUUAAGUGUUGAGAAGAAAAGAGAAGUUAAAGUUGUACAAGCCAAUAAAAUUGAGAAGCCAUCGGAAGUUGUCUCAACACCAAAUAAUAAUUUUUCUCGUAAUUUUCCUAAUCAAAGAUACAAUAAUAAUUUCCCUCGAAUUAAUAAUAAUUUUAAUAGUAAUUAUAGAAAUUAUAGACCAAAUGACGUAAAUUUUUCGAAUCUAAAUAAUAAUUCAAAUGCUCAGAAAAAUCUUGAUGUAAAUUCACCCGAGGCCACUGGUUCGAAUCCCGUCGGAACCAAUAAUAAUACCACUAAUACGCCAUACAAUAAUUCUUAUAGAAAUUCGACAAAUGGUUAUCCACCUCGACCAUACCAUAAUAAUAACACUUUUUAUAAUUCAAAUAAUAAUUCUAAUCAACCAACAAAUAAUGCAGUUAAUACAAAAUAUCCAAUUAAUAAUCCUGUAAAUAAUAAUGGCCCUCUGCCAAAUGACAAUACUAUUCCUAACCAGACAAAUACUCAAGACAGAAAAUUUUAUAACAAACCAAAUUAUGACGUAACUUGUCCAUUUUGCCGAAGACCAGGUCAUGACAUGAAUACUUGCUAUGCAUUACAAAAUGCCCAGAUGAGAUGUCUCGAAAGACAGGCUCAAAAAAACGGGGGUGGGCCAGUGAACCGCGAGGGGGUGACACAACCACGGCCACCACAACAACCAGUCCAACCCUCUCAGUCAAAUCAAUCUCCAGACCAGAAAUAA
This is a messenger RNA of Aphidius gifuensis, 834 nucleotides long. RefSeq lists its product as uncharacterized. Lineage: Eukaryota; Metazoa; Arthropoda; Insecta; Hymenoptera; Braconidae. The coding region runs from base 1 to 834 and encodes 277 amino acids. The record is from RefSeq and is a predicted model, not a curated record. The transcript has 2 exons.